AUGGUAAUGGACGAGCCAGAGUUUGAACCAACAAAAAUUGACAAACUUUGGGUGGAAGAAGUAUUUUCAAAUACUGAAGUAAAGGUGGGAAACCCAUUAGAUACAAAAGAUGGAGUCAUAAAGAUGACGUGUAUAGAACCAGAGGAUGUAAACAUGGACAAGGGAGUACAAAAGACCUUCAGAGACAAACACCCUGAACUAAUCGAGAUUGAUGAAGAUUUUGGUAUUAUAGAGCUGGAAAAUAAAAUUAGGCCCAACUAUGGUGACAAUAUACACAAAAGAAAAUGCCACAAGGAUGAAACAAAAAGGAUGAAACAAAAAGAAAGGAAGACGUACGCUUUGGUCGUCGAUGCCGGAGAUCAAUCGUAUGAAGAAACUCUUAAGAGCGUUAAAACUAAACUGAGAAAGUUAGACGAAAACAGCAGUAUAGAAGAUGAAGAGGCUAUGGAAAAGAUCCAGAAACAAAUUCAAAACAGAGAAGGAAAAACUGAGGGAAGUGUCUGGAAACUGGAGGAAAGAAAUGAAAAAGAAUAUAUCCAUAUCAGAGGAGUAGACGCAUUCAUAGAUAUAGAGGAAGUGAAGAAAGCCCUCAGCGAAAACAUACAAAACAUAAAUAGCAAGAAUUACAAGCUAAGUGAACUUAGACCUGCCAGCGAUAAUACGCAAGUAAUCACUCUGACCAUAAACAAAAUAGAUGCUGAAAGUCUUUUAGCAAAAGGAACCAUAAAAAUUGGAUUAGUGAGGUGUAAAUUGAAGCGACGAGUAAGGAUGAAUAGGUGUUAUAGAUGCUGGGGAUAUGACCAUCUGCAAAAAGGCUGGAAUGAACCCAAAAGCAAGGAAGAUCAGGAACAAAUAGGAGCUAAUGAACUAAUAGAACCUAUAAGAAUUACCAUAGAAGUAGCAACAAAAGGGGUAGGUACCUCUUACACGAUAGAAGCUAAAACAUCCAUGAAGAUUCUGAGAUCUCUACUAAGUAGAGGCAGGACAAAAAAUUUUGAACUCAGAAACGGAAAAUCCAAACUAGUAAUUACUCAAAAAGAAAUCAUAACAUCAAAGCUUUUAUAUGAUAUGGAGCUGUAUAGUCCAUAUACCCAAGGCUCUCGCUAG
Ceutorhynchus assimilis (cabbage seed weevil) is the source of this 1107-nucleotide messenger RNA. The record is from the annotation of a GenBank genome assembly. NCBI's taxonomy places the organism in Eukaryota, Metazoa, Arthropoda, Insecta, Coleoptera, Curculionidae.